Messenger RNA from Gastrolobium bilobum, 711 nucleotides. RefSeq lists its product as uncharacterized. The transcript has 2 exons. The record is from RefSeq and is a predicted model, not a curated record. The coding region runs from base 1 to 711 and encodes 236 amino acids. Lineage: Eukaryota; Viridiplantae; Streptophyta; Magnoliopsida; Fabales; Fabaceae.
AUGGAGGAGACUAUAGCUAAUACCAAGAACACAAAUGCUUUCAUGGAGGAGACUAGAGCAAAUACCAAAAACACCAAUGCUUCUAUUAAGAACUCGGAGAAUCAAAUUGGCCAACUGGCUAAGCAAUUUGCAGAAAAGAGCUCCAGAAAACAUAAGCUGCAUGAAUGCCAGACAGUCACACUCACUGAGGAGUGUAGUGCCAUCAUACAGAAGAAGUUUCCACCCAAACUCAAUGAUCCAGGUAGCUUCAAUAUUCGCAUUGCUAUUGGUAAUACUGAUGUUGGCAGGGCAUUGUGUGAUCUUGGGGCAAGCAUUAACCUGAUGUCGUUAUCUGUUUGCAAAUCUCUGGGAAUUACUGAAUUAAAACCCACUAUGGUUUCACUUCAACUCGCUGAUAGAUCUUUGAGGAGACCGAGUGGAAUUAUUGAAGAUGUUCUUGUUAAAGUGGACAAGUUCAUCUUCCCAGCAGAUUUUGUAGUGUUAGACAUGGAAGAGGGUACUGAAAUACCUUUGUUAUUGGGUAGACCGUUCUUGGCUACUGCUCGAGCCAUGAUUGAUGUUGAAAAUGGCAAGCUUGAGUUGAGGAUGAAUGAUGAGACCAUCACCAUCAACGUCUUUGACUCCAUAAAACAAUCUUCUGAUAAAGGCGAUUGUUUUCGACUUGAUAUUCUAGAGCAAGUGGUGGAAGAAGAAAUACCUUCUAGUCAAUAG